AUGAGUACAAAUACAUCCAUCGGGAAUUCUUCAAUACAAUUAAAUAAUAUUAACAUUAAUGAAGAUCAUUUGUUACGUACAACGCUAUUUCGUCGACGAUCGAAAGGACCUGUAAUGUUCAAUGGUUGUAGUCCACAUGGCGAUGUGAUCAUAAUCGAUAAUAUUAGUUCGAAAAAAACGUAUGAUUUAUCUAAUUGGUUGAUUGAACGUCAAGUAGACUCAAAACCAAAAUUAUUUUUUGAUUUUCCAUCUGGAUUUAUUAUUCCACCUCAGUCAGCUGUUGAACUCUGGGCAUCGGAACAUUAUGUUCAUUCAAAUAAAUACGUUCAAGAAAAGAAUGAUGAUGGACAUAUAAUAAUUCGUGUUCAAACAAAAAUGAAAUCGUGGAAUGAAGCACGCGACUUCAGUAUUACAAAACUAUUUGACGCGUCUAAACGUGAACGUGCAGUUUUCACUCAUCGAACAUUGACGGAGGAAUCGGUUAAUUAUGAAAAUGACACCAAUCUGAAAAGUUUCACUAAUGAAAACUAG
This is a messenger RNA of Didymodactylos carnosus, 531 nucleotides long. The record is from the annotation of a GenBank genome assembly. NCBI's taxonomy places the organism in Eukaryota, Metazoa, Rotifera, Eurotatoria, Philodinida, Philodinidae.